GGUCGUCGCAGUCCGGUUCUUCCCCUGCCGUUACCUCGCUCCUUCUCCCUGGCACCUGGCUCCUGUUCUGUCCUUCCACCCUUACACCCAUCCCUCCCGCUCUUCUUCCUCCUCCUCCCCCACUCCUAGCCCUGCUCCGCUUGCCAUGACGGCGCCCGGAGGAGCCGGCGGCGAGUUCGGCAACCCGCUGCGCAAGUUCAAGUUGGUUUUCCUGGGCGAGCAGAGCGUUGGAAAAACAUCCCUGAUCACCAGAUUUAUGUAUGACAGUUUUGACAACACGUACCAGGCAACUAUUGGAAUUGAUUUCCUCUCAAAGACUAUGUAUUUAGAAGAUCGCACGCUAGUUCCAGUUUCUGCUUUACAUAGCUCCCAAGAGGAAGGGCUGCAGGUCCGACUUCAGCUUUGGGACACAGCAGGCCAGGAGCGGUUCCGUAGCCUCAUUCCCAGCUACAUCCGUGACUCAACUAUUGCAGUGGUAGUCUAUGACAUUACAAAUCUGAAUUCCUUCCAGCAAACCUCCAAAUGGAUUGAUGAUGUGCGAACAGAAAGAGGAAGUGAUGUCAUCAUUAUGCUGGUGGGGAAUAAAACUGACCUUGCAGACAAGAGGCAAAUUACUACAGAAGAAGGCGAACAGAGAGCCAAAGAACUGAGUGUGAUGUUCAUUGAGACCAGUGCAAAGACUGGUUAUAAUGUGAAACAGCUCUUCCGCCGUGUGGCUGCUGCCUUACCUGGGAUGGACAGCACUCCAGAGAAAAGCAAAGACGACAUGAUUGACAUCAAACUAGAGAAACCUCCCGAGCAGCCAGUAACAGAGAGCGGCUGCUCCUGCUAAAGGAUCUGUUGCGUUGCAACCUCAUCCCGACUGCCCAGCCCCAUCUCACCGAAGAACAUCACUUUUCAUUGACUAGAGAAACUUCAACUUUUUGAGGGCUGGAGCCUCAGUCUAAUACACUAUCGAGCCCCUUGCCCUGUGGACACCCCAGCUGCUCCCUCCUACUGCAUGGUGUGAACCCUCAAGUGUGUCCUGUCCCAUGUUGGUUGUUGCACUUUGGGUGCCCUGGCACUCAUCUUCUAGGUUUCCUGUCUCGGGCGUGUGCACCUUUCUGUGUCGUCCUAUGAAUGCAAAGGGGCAGAACUUUUCUCAAUUUAGGAAAGCAUGGACAAACCUACAGCAAAGGACCUAGUGGGGCUGGGUCAUUCCUUACUUACUUCCUGUUGCUUUUUAUCCAUCCCCUUUCCAGAGGUUGCUCCUUCAGUUUGCCUGCUGUUGCAGCAUAUAUAUGAGGAUGGGGGAAGCAACAGGUGUACUCCACUGCUGACUUCCUGUAGGUUAGCCAUAGCUACCCACUUAAUUCCCCCUUUAAUCUUUGUUCCUCCAUUCCCUGAGGGGUAGUAAAGGGGAAGGGAGAAGGUAGCUCAGAACAUGGCAUUAGAUAUUUCUACUCCCAAGUUGUCAUUUAUCUUUACACAGUGGCUAGGUAUUUUUAAUUGCAGAUUGGCUUACCCUUUUUUCUCAAGCAUGUGGUGCUCAGUUAAAUAUGGAUAGGGAGGAUUGGCAGAACCAGACUGAAUAUGCAGAGCCUUAUGUGGGAAGUCUGGCUGCAGCAAAGUGAUGGACUGGGGAUAUAUUCUCAAGGACUAAACAAGAUCUGUUUCUAGGUGAGCUGUAAACUCUACAGUUACUAGCUAGAUUAAAACAGGGAUUUGCAGACUAGACUUGGUCCAGUGCUGCUAUUUCUGUAAAUGUACGGUAUGUGUCAUUUUAAAUAUGCAAAGUACUUUACAGUUACCUUUUAUGCUUCAUGGCUCUAUUGCCAUUUUUUACAAAUGACUAUGGGCAGUACACUCUCCCGUUAGGUGAGACAGUGCCUAGCUAUGAGAAAGUUUUUAUUUUAUUUUAUUUUGCUGGGCCAGACUAGCAUUUAAAGCCUAAAUGUAAGUGGCAUAGCACUUCUCCUUGAAUUGGUCCAAUUUUGGUCUAAUUCUGUCCCCCCCCCCAAAAAAAACUUGCUAUUGACCAGUUCUCCACAC
Lacerta agilis (Sand lizard) is the source of this 2031-nucleotide messenger RNA. RefSeq names its product ras-related protein Rab-6B-like. The record is from RefSeq and is a predicted model, not a curated record. Lineage: Eukaryota; Metazoa; Chordata; Lepidosauria; Squamata; Lacertidae. The transcript has 9 exons. Bases 146 to 832 code for a protein of 228 amino acids. Gene Ontology annotation, molecular function: GTP binding; GTPase activity.